AUGACAGAAUGCUGCUGUCCUGCAAAUGUCUUGGUUAUUCAAAAUCAUAAUAAUGUACUUCACGGGGCUUUGCAAAUAGGUGGUGAUGACUGUAAAGGAAGUCUAGGUUUGACAAAUUUUACAGUCACAAAUGGUUCAAAUCCAAAUACUAUUGCCUUAUUGGGUACUUUUACACCGAGAGGUGCUGAUGCUUUGGAAGUAUUAUUGGAACAGAACACAUUACCUAACAAUCUAUGUAAAGUGACUAUGAAUCGUAUCCAAUCUUCAACUAAUAAUAAUAGUAGUGGUGGUGGUGGCAAUCAAAGUACUAUUAGAACAACAACAACAAUAACAACAACAGCUAAAAAUCACGUGUCAUCAAAUUAUAAUUCAAUUUUCAUCAAAGUCAUAUCGAUCAUAAUGAUAACUACUGUUAUCAUACAUAUUUGA
Molecule: messenger RNA, 429 nt
Organism: Rotaria sordida
Lineage: Eukaryota; Metazoa; Rotifera; Eurotatoria; Philodinida; Philodinidae
Source: the annotation of a GenBank genome assembly